AUGGCGGCGCCCAGCUCCUAAUCCGGGAAACGUGCACAGGGACGAAUUGGGGUCUCGGGGCAGCCGGGCAAGGCCUGGUUGGGCGACGCCCUUGGAUGUGCUGUGUGAGGACCGUCCUGUGGCUAAGCCGGACACUCCGCUCCGCCCGUCGUGCCCGCAGGACCGGCCUGAUGGACGGGCCGCCUUCCCCAGCCCCGGUGGAAAACGGCGCCCGGCCCCACGACGAAGAGCGCUCACCUGCCGCCCAGGAGACCAUGGUCACCGAGGGGGCCGCCCAGAUCGCCUACCCCAGCGCCAAUGAAGUCUUCUACAACCCGGUGCAGGAGUUCAACCGGGACCUGACAUGUGCUGUGAUCACCGAGUUCGCACGCAUUCAGCUUGCGGCCAAAGGAAUCCAGAUCAAGGUGCCCGGGGAAACAGACUUGCAGAAGAUGGUCGUGAACUUGUCGGAGCUAGAGGAGGAGCUGGCUGAUGGGAAAGCGGAGGACAACACCCAGGCCUGCAGAGACCAACCUGCCAAAGUCGCUGUUGUCGGGGAGGUCUGCGAGGAAGGCCUCUGGGUGCUGGAGGGCCUGGCGGCCUCUGGCCUCCGCUCCAUCCGCUUUGCCCGAGAAGUGCCGGGGCUCCGGUCCGUGGUGGCCAAUGAUGCGUCCUCCCGGGCUGUGAAUCUCAUUCGUCACAACGUGGCACUCAACGGCGUGGCCCACCUGGUGCAGCCCAGCCAGGCAGAUGCCCGGACGUUGAUGUACCAGCACCAAAAGGUGUCAGAGCGCUUCGACGUCAUCGACCUGGACCCCUAUGGCAGCCCUGCCCCGUUCGUGGACGCGGCCCUGCAGGCUGUGAGCGAAGGAGGUCUGCUUUGUGUCACCUGCACGGAUAUGGCGGUGCUGGCAGGGAACGGCGGGGAGACUUGUUAUAGCAAGUACGGGGCCAUGGCCCUCAAGAGCCGCGCCUGCCACGAAAUGGCGCUGAGGAUGGUCCUGCACUGCCUGGACCUGCACGCCAACUGCUACCAGCGCUUUGUGAAGCCUCUGUUGAGCAUCAGCGCCGACUUCUAUGUGCGUGUCUUUGUACGGGUCUUCACGGGCCAGGCCAAGGUCAAGGCCUCUGCCAGCAAGCAGGCGCUGAUCUACCAGUGUGUGGGCUGCGGUUCCUUCCACCUGCAGCGCCUGGGAAAGGCGUCUGAAGCCAAGGGGGGCCGAGUCAAGUUCUCUCCCGCCUUUGGGCCCCCCGUGGGUCCAGAGUGCGAGCACUGCGGGCAGCGACACCAGCUUGGCGGCCCCGUGUGGGCCGAACCCAUCCAUGACCUGGACUUCGUGGGCCGCGUCCUGGACGCCGUGAGCGCCAACCCAAGCCGCUUCCAUACCUCCGAGCGGAUCCGCGGUGUCCUGAGCGUCAUCACCGAGGAGCUACCAGAUGUGCCUCUGUAUUACACCCUGGACCAGCUGAGCGCCACCAUUCGCUGCAGCACGCCCAGCUUCCUGCAGCUGCGGUCUGCCCUCCUCCACGCUGGCUUCCGGGUGUCCCUGUCACACGCCUGUAAGAACGCAGUGAAGACGGACGCGCCCCCCGAGGCCGUCUGGGAUAUCAUGCGUUGCUGGGAGAAGGAGUGUCCGGUGAAACGCGAGCGGCUCUCCGAGAGCAGCCCGGCCUUCCGUAUCCUUGCGGUGGAGCCCAGGCUUCAGGCCAACUUCACCAUCCGGGAAGACGCCAACCCCAGCUCACGCCAGCGGGGACUCAAGCGCUUCCAGGCCAACCCUGAGGCCAACUGGGGGCCCCGACCCGCGCACCCAAGGGUAAGCCCGGGGGGUCAGGCGUCCAAGGCAACCCUGGAGGAAAAACGGCGGCUGCGGCAGAAUAAGCGGAAGGACCUUGCUGAGGACCAGGUGCAGCGGGCCGAGCACCUCAAGACCUUCCCCUGCAAGAAGUUCAAGGAGGGCACCUGUCCACGGGGGGACAGCUGCUGCUACUCCCACAGCCCCCCAGAAACCCAGGCCACCGCAGAAGCCGACCCCACGGACUGCCAGGAGACGCCCACGGAGAACCCCCCUUGCCCUGGGUCCCCUGCGCGACCCCAAGUGGAUUGAGCCAAUAAAGAGAUCUCUAACCUU
Suncus etruscus (white-toothed pygmy shrew) is the source of this 2111-nucleotide messenger RNA. RefSeq names its product tRNA methyltransferase 1 (gene TRMT1). The record is from RefSeq and is a predicted model, not a curated record. Gene Ontology annotation, cellular component: nucleus. Gene Ontology annotation, biological process: tRNA N2-guanine methylation. Bases 96 to 2087 code for a protein of 663 amino acids. Lineage: Eukaryota; Metazoa; Chordata; Mammalia; Eulipotyphla; Soricidae. The transcript has 18 exons. Gene Ontology annotation, molecular function: metal ion binding; RNA binding.